Molecule: messenger RNA, 2607 nt
Organism: Lithohypha guttulata
Lineage: Eukaryota; Fungi; Ascomycota; Eurotiomycetes; Chaetothyriales; Trichomeriaceae
Exons: 2
Coding region: 1-2607 (868 amino acids)
Source: RefSeq, a predicted model, not a curated record
AUGGCUGGAGAUUUUUCCGACGAAGAGUGGGAUAUUUCAGAUGAUCAAUGGCAGGUACUUGAGCAUAACGCCAUAACAUUGACCCAGCAACAACAGCAAGGUGCUAGACCUGGACGGAAACCUGUCACGACUAAUGGUCGCAACCCGAGUCGUACAAGCACUGAAAGGCUUGACUCAUCCUCCCUUCGAAGAACAGCCCUUGGCACACCUGCCACCCAGAAUGGGAAUCGAGUCGUGAGCGAAGAGGAUAGUUUCGACAAUCCUCAGCUCGAUGAGGAUGGCGUUCCGUUAGUGCUGGAGGUUCAGCCUCAGCCGUAUGUGGUACGCAGACCUGUCGAUGAAUCGAUCCAGAGAGAACAAUGGAGAGCAAAUCGAUAUGCUCAGAAGCAUGGACCACAACCUCAGCCUCGCCCUAUACAAAGGACCAUACCACAUCACGCAUAUCAGGAACAUCAGCAGAAACAGGCGUCUCAGAAUGGUCGAGUGGUGCAGCCACAAGUGCAGCAGCAACUACGACAGGCUGCCUACCCAGCUGGACCCCCGAGUCAAAGCACACAAGGAUUUCACAUCAUUCCAAAGCCCAACCAGGCGACUGAUCCGUUUCAAGCUGAGUUAGAGCAACUCCGUAAAGAGAAGGAGGCACUGUCUCACAGUCUCAACCAAGUCCAAUCAGAGCUCUUUACUGCAAAAGGGGAAAUCUCUGUCAUUCGGAGCAAAAAUGACAACGAUAUCAGAACUGCAGAAAGGCAGGUGGCAAUUUUGAAAAAGCAAAUGCAAGAAGAAGCUGUGAAACACGAUACUGUACUGAGAUCGAAAGAUGCCAGUUAUGCUCAAUUGGCCACAGAUAGCAAGUUCCUGAAACACGAGCUGAAUGAGCAGACUCGUAAAGUCCAGGCGUUGCAGAUACGGACAAAAGAGCAGCCUCUUCAAGCCAGACCAAACGAUGCCAACCUGUCUCCUCGUAGAGGCAUUGUUAGCAACCUGCGCGACGGCUUCGACGACAAUGAGGUUAUGCAACUAUCGCCUGGGAGAGGUAGAUCGCCUGCUGGCCACCGGACUUCCAAACCUAACACACCGAACAAGAAGAGGAAGCAUACAACUGCCAAUACAAUAGAUAUGCCAUCUCUAACUCUGAGAUUGUCUGGUGAUGGCCACGAGCAGCUGCAAAAUAAGCAACCCGCGAAGGACGAGCCCCCAGCUCAAAUUGCAAGAGACCAUCAAAGUGAAUACAAUCUAAACUUGCUCAAAGACUUGUUCGCCUUUCGUCCACGUAUGAGCCAAGAUACAGUCGUGGAAUCACUAACCAAAUUCUCAUUUCCAAGCGAUAAAAAUCGUCCUCUAAGCUCGAUCUUGCUGACAGAAACAUCGAACUUGAAGCAGCCAAGAUUUGCUGGCGAUCUUCUGGACAUCUUCACUUCGUUCGUGGCAAGAUGCUGGCGGGAAGAGUACUACAUUCCACUUGGUAUUCUCCUCGAGGCUAUCGGUCACAUCCUCGACCUCGAACCAAUAGUUGUUGACCAAGAAGUGAUCAAGUCGCUGGUGCCCCCACUGCAGGAGAUCAUAGCAGUGAAUGGAAAGAUUCGUUGGAAGUUGGCUGAUAUGAACCAGGUCUGGAAUGACGCAAAUCCGAAGCCCAAAGUCAAGCCAGAGAUCAACGUAGCCGCCUGCCUUGAUGUCCUGAUUAUGCUUGCUGGUCUUGUUGUGGAUGACUAUGUGCUUAUUAGGGAGUUCUGGGGCUGCUUGACUACUGAAAUAAUCCUGAUCAUGCUUGCACCAUGUCAACCUAUACCUGAUCUGGCGUUAAUGCUCGAGCUUAUGACAACAAGUGUCCUACCAGAGUCCUUCGGCAAUAUCUGCGGUGAGGAUCAGCAACAGAACCAAACCGAGAUAUACCAUGUGGACAAAAUCUGCUACCUCCUGCAUAAUCCGCCAAGGGUAGUGAUGAAGCAUAUCCAGGACCAGCUAGCGAAGCAAAAGAAGCAGCGUUUCAGCACAAAUAAAGACAUCGAAGUACCAGACCCUCCCCCAACUCGCCUUCAGAUCUGUCACUUCCGAUUCAAAGCCCUCGAUCUCAUCUCCAAGAUUGCGAUGACGUCGAUACCACAUCCUCAUCAAAGUGGCAUAGACUCUCAUCAUGGCACAAGUCUCCUGCUUUUCCACCCCUCUGCUGUAGCAAGACUUACCCGCUUGCUCUACGACGAGGUCAGCAACCUCUACGACGCACACACGGACACUCAUCACCUUCAUGCCCAGCUCAUUAACCGCGCAACUGCAAUUCUUCACCAUCUCCUUUUAUCGCCACAAGCAAUAUCCAGGGAUUCCAAGUUCGACCUCACAAAGGCAGUUUCGGCAGUCCUCGCAGGUGUCAAUCGCUUUCGCGUAGCGCUUUCCAGAAUUAUCUUUCGUGAAGCGUUAGAGCACGGCAUCGACACUCCCAUCACUGAGGAUACGGUACAGCGAGCUAAUGAAAUCCUGGAAGAAUACGUGACGCCUGACGAGGCGGUACAAUUGCUUGCGGCAUUUGGCAAGGACGUUGUUGAUGAAGAUGAGGAGAUGGCGGACGAGGACGCUGAGGCUGAAGCUGCUGUCAUGGCUGAGGUCUUAUAA